This is a messenger RNA of Rotaria sp. Silwood2, 1215 nucleotides long. The record is from the annotation of a GenBank genome assembly. NCBI's taxonomy places the organism in Eukaryota, Metazoa, Rotifera, Eurotatoria, Philodinida, Philodinidae.
AUGAACUGUGAUUGUCGUAGACCAAUAAAUUGUUAUAAUGAUGGAACACGAUACAAAACUAUGAUUGUUUUUCAUACAAUUGAUCUGAUAUUUUUUAUUAUUCGAUUGAGUCUCGUAAGUAAUGAUAUUUCAAAAAAUGUUUCGGACACAAAGAGUUUUCUUAUACCGAUUAUAUUAUUUGAUUUAAUUGCAUCAGUUCCAAUAAUAAUAUGUAAUAUUAUUUAUGUAAUAAUGCAUCAUUGUGUUAAGCCAUUAGUUCAUGGACAAAGCUCUUUGCAAUGGUUAUGGCGUUUUGGAACGAUGACAUGUAUUCGACUCAAUUGUCAUGAUGAACGUCCACAAACCAUUUUACUAAUGCGUGUUAUUGUUAUUGUUGGUUCUUUUAUCUUAAGAUUUAUUUGUUUCAUUAUUGGUGCUUCCUGUUCUGCUCGUUUCAAAUCACAAUGUACUGCUUAUACUGUCAUUGCCGCUUUUGCUUUAGUAUCAUCUAUAUUGCUUAUUACUACUGAAUUUAUUCAUUUUUUUCGUUUAUGGACUUACAAUCCAACUGAUACAAGAAAUAUAAAGAGUAGAAACGCAAUUAGUAGUACUGGUUUAACAAAGCGAAUAGAAAAAACUCAUCGACGUCAUCUUGGUUUUAUUCAUCAUUCAUUAUUAAAUGAUCAAAAUGCUGACAAAUUUCGAGAUUCAAGAUGUGAAAAAGGAAUUAAUUGUAAAUCAUACAGUCUUUAUCAUCAUUUAUUGUAUCAUACACUUGAAUCUGAACAUGACAUUGACUUAGGAACAUUGCCAGUUGAUGAAAGAAAAUCUUUUAUUGCCUUUUAUCGAACAAAUAAACAAGAAGCAUUAGCAAUUGCUCAAAAUGGAUUUCCAUAUGGAGAUAAUACUGAUACAAAGUUUAAAGAUUAUUUACAUCUUAAACAAAGUAUUUUUUUUACACGUUCAUGUAAAGGAGGAGGUUCUUCGUCAGCAGAAGCGAUUAUAUGUGUUCGACUGAAUUUAGGACGAAUAGAAACGAUAAAUAAUGAUGAAAAUCCGAAUCUUAAUAAUUACUUUGGAUUUGGUGAUGGAAAAUGUGACACAGUUUAUGUAAAAAAGACACGUCAAUUUUAUCUUCGAAUGCCAGGUCAAAUUGAAAAAUGGAUUGUUGCAAUUAAUGCUGGUGUUCCGGUCAAUGACAAUCUAGACGGUGAAUUGUAUGUAGGUUGUCCUUAG